This is a messenger RNA of Acaulospora morrowiae, 1379 nucleotides long. Lineage: Eukaryota; Fungi; Glomeromycota; Glomeromycetes; Diversisporales; Acaulosporaceae. The record is from the annotation of a GenBank genome assembly.
AUGAGAGUAUUCACCAAGAUGCGAGAACAGUAUUGCACAAGAGCGACAGCUCGUUCGUUACCAACUCCCGAGUCGUCUGAUCAUCCGGAAACACCGGAAAGCGUUUCAACCGUGGAGCAACAAACUCACCAACCGAACACGUCAAUAGAACAAUCACCCAUGAUAAAACCUAUACGACCACUAAAAAAACCGCCUGUCAAAGCACCGGGAGGCGUGGAGUGUAAUAAUCCUCAUUGUAGAACAAAGUACGCUUCCGCUUGGCGUACAAACCCAGAAGGAGGCUGGUUAUGUAAUGCAUGUGGUAUAUUCAUUAGAACAAAGGGUUACCACCGACCUCCAGAGGUGAUUAAUCGUGUGUACAAAACUACUAACGAUUUAAAAGCUCGGACAGUCCCUAGAAAGGACACAAUUCGCAAGCGUAAAAUUCCUGAAACGACCAAUAACGCAGACACCUUCACCGAAAGUCUGACAUCGAGUGCCGUGAUUACGCGCAGCAAGAGUAAAAAUUCUGUAUCUGAAGGCUUGACUUCAAAGAAUAUGAUAGAAACGCGUAGCAAAAAGAAAAUAAGAGAAUGCUCGGAUGAUGAUGACACAGAAAUGUCAGAAGCCCUUUACCAAAAAACCCAGGACGAACCCUUACCAUGGAAUCGUAAGGAAUAUCUGAAAUGCGGAUUAUAUUCUAUGGAUCUUAAAGUUAACAAGUCCACGAAAAGAAAUUCAAAGGAAACAGUAAAAGAGAUAUCGUCGGAAGUUUUUCCACUUCCCGUUCAAUACGGUCAAUUUCUUAUGACGGAUAGACGUAACUUUCGUUUGCCUUGGGAUAUAAUGACCGCUCACAAAUCGGGCUUGUUACAGCGAGAAUAUAGAAAGAUCCAAACGAACGUAUAUAUAGAUCGUAAGCGUAAAAACGAAAAACCGGUCAUAUGUGACUGUAAGCCGCCCAGCGAUGGCGGACCCGGCUGCACCGAAGAUUGUUACAACAGGCAUAUAAAAGUUUAUCAUGUGCACUCAUUUACGAUCAAUGUGGUGAUGUUCUAUGAAUGUUCUCCAAAACACUGUCCUUGUGGUAAACAAUGUACCAAUCAAAGAUUCCAAAGGAAAGAAAGUGUCAAGGAGUUAAAAGUGUUCAAGACCGGAAAUCGUGGUUAUGGACUUCUUACGCUCGGGGAUGUUAGGAAAGACCAACUGAUCUUGGAAUAUCGGGGGGAGGUUAUCUCGCACAACACAGCUAUAAAACGCAUGGAAACAAAAUACAAAUAUAUGAAGAGCAUAUACUUCCUUGACUAUGAAAACAGGGCUGUUGUAGAUGGUGCUUUACGUGGUACCGAAGCGAGGUUCAUUAAUCAUAGCUGCGCCCCAAAUUGUCAUAUCGAAAAAUG